Drosophila obscura is the source of this 1245-nucleotide messenger RNA. RefSeq lists its product as uncharacterized. NCBI's taxonomy places the organism in Eukaryota, Metazoa, Arthropoda, Insecta, Diptera, Drosophilidae. The transcript is spliced from 2 exons. The coding region runs from base 127 to 921 and encodes 264 amino acids. The record is from RefSeq and is a predicted model, not a curated record.
GUGCUGCAAAACGCUACUAUUCGCGCCUUUCAAGCCAAAGCAGAUGUUGCUUUUGCCGCAAUUUGCGUUUAAAUUAGUUAAAUACUUGCAUUUAGGUGCACGCAGAACGUAAAUAGCAACGUCAACAUGAUUCCGGAACACGUGCCAUUGGCAUCCAUGGCGAAUAUGCCAUCAGUUGUUCAGUUUGGCGCCAACAAGGAUUUCCAAACGCGAACCCAUCAACAGGAGCUGGACAAAUCAUUUCUGGGCUUUCAGAAGCGUAACUGGAUGCACUCCAACGGCAAGUUAGAUACAGCGCGUGAGCGGGAGAUACUCAAGUCGCUGCUGGCCACCACCAUAGAUACGGAUCACUCCGGCCGCAGUUUGGACGACCUCAUACCCAAUGGCAUCUGCUAUCGCGACUUGGCCACGCUGACCGACGAGGAUCUGCAGCUGUUUGGUUUCACCUCGGCUCUGCAUCGCAAGGAAAUGCUCAACACAUUUGCCCAAAUGCCCAACCAGGAUCCCAGCUACGAUUACCUCUGCAAUACAGAAUUGGCCAAGCAAUACAACUCUCAGAUUCUGGGCAAAACCACAAAUCAUGCCAUGUCGCUGCGCGCCUCCUUUGCGGCCACCAACUACAAGAUGCAAGUGAUGCCUGUGGAAGAUCUUGUGGUGGGCGAUAAGCGCUAUGCCAGUCGCUUUGCUCUGGAAACUUUGGAACAGAUGUCCAGGGACUUGAAGAAGAUUGAGAAAACAGUCAAUGAGCUGCAGAAAAUUGAUGAUAACCAGGCCAAAGGAGGCAGCAAGAAGAAGAAGUUAAAUUUCGUUACUUGCGCUUACUACGCAGCCAUGGCUUUGGGUUUGUCCUGUGCCUGGUUUUGGUGGUGGUCCAAGCAUAGUGCACCCGCACGUCUGGACCGCAUCUCGGUGGCAACUUGAGCGUAGAGAAAAAGACAAAGCUAAGCAUUCAAUCGAUGCAUUCCCCCGUGGAAACAGUUUGCUUUCCAAGCUCUCAAUUGAUUUUAAGAUAUACGAAGGUUUCGAUUCUAUUUAAGUUGAAAACGUGAAACAUGAACAUCAUUUAGAAAGUGUAUUAUUUCGGACAAAGAAAAGCCAUAACUUAGCAUGUAGCCCACACAUAUAUAUAAUCGCUGCAUUCCCCCUUGGAAACAUUAUUAAUUUCCAAAAUUCUCUCAUAGAUUCAUAAGAUUUUGUAAUUAAGAAGAAAACUCUGAACAUUAAUUAUAUAAAAGUGUAUGGAAA